Messenger RNA from Monomorium pharaonis (pharaoh ant), 3323 nucleotides. RefSeq names its product equilibrative nucleoside transporter 1. The transcript is spliced from 11 exons. Gene Ontology annotation, biological process: nucleoside transmembrane transport. Gene Ontology annotation, molecular function: nucleoside transmembrane transporter activity. The record is from RefSeq and is a predicted model, not a curated record. Lineage: Eukaryota; Metazoa; Arthropoda; Insecta; Hymenoptera; Formicidae. Bases 713 to 2167 code for a protein of 484 amino acids. Gene Ontology annotation, cellular component: plasma membrane.
UGAACGGACCGAUAGCGCGCGCUAUUUUUACGACCCUCUGUUUCGAACGUCGCGCGUCCCUCGCGAGCGCGCUCGGCAGCCAUCGGUCGCCCUCGACGCGACUCGGCGGUCCGCCGCCGCCUCGAACGGCAUAUCUCGAUGAACUCGUAACCCCCGCGACCUAACCUAGCUAAGUGCCGCGGAAACAUGGUACGAACGCUCGCGUGCCGCCGUCCCGUAGUGUUCGCCGUAUCUCGAACGAUCUCGGCUGAACGAUUCCGUCGCUGACCGUAUACCUCUUUUUCUUUCUCUCCUCUCUCUUCCGCUCCUCCUCACGAAGUACGAGGCGGGGAGUGAACAAAACACCGAACCCGCCGUCGGCCGAUGGACAUUGACACGUGAUUCUUUUUCUCACCACGCACCCACCCUUCGUGCGGUCCAUUAACGUCAAUCGCCGGCAAUAAGCCUCGCGGAAUCGCUCUCCGGUAGCCGAUAGUCUAACUCGAGACGACGAGCAACGUAAAAAAAAAGGGGGUCGUCCUGCGUAAGGCAGGAACAAAAUUGGGCGACAGAGUGCAGAAAGUGCUGAUGAACUUACACUCUUUCUGGACCGGUCGUCGAGAGAUACACUAAAGUCGUCACAGUUGUUAUCGAAGUCGUCAUCAAAGUUAAUAGUCUUUUAAGAAUCUUUUUUUCUCUUUUGUAACGAAAAACAAAUCAACAAAAAAGGAAAAUGGCGGGCACUUACACGAAAAAGGAAUUUGGUGCGGGACCUGAGGAGCAGACUCUUCUGAAGGAUUCCAAUGGGACCCGCAUUGUACCUUCAAAAGGUUCAGAACCUGUACGUCUUUCACCAGGAUGGGAAGGUACAGGUAGACCUGAUGACGAAUUGAAUUUUAAAGGUGUUACAAUGGAUCAAGCAGAUCUUGAAUUAAAUCCUCCUAGAGAUAGAUUAAAUUUAGUAUUUUUCAUAUUGAUACUUCAUGGAAUCGGUGCCUUGAUGCCAUGGAACAUGUUUAUAACAGCUAAAGAUUAUUUUGUUAACUACAAAUUGUCUAAAGAAUAUACUGAUAUAGAUUCAAACUAUGCAACAAAUUUUCUCGCGUAUUUGGGAUUUGCAUCACAAGUACCGAAUUUGUUGUUUAAUUGGUUGAAUAUAUUUUUACAAUUUGGAGGCAACUUGACAACGCGUAUAGUAUGGAGUAUUUUUGUUCUGGUCUUGAUAUUUGUUUUUACUGUCAUCUUGGCAAUGACUGAUAGUUCUGGAUGGCCCGGAAUAUUUUUCUGGAUUACUAUGGUAUCUGUUGUUAUAUUAAAUACUGCCAAUGGUAUCUACCAGAAUUCAGUGUUUGGAAUGGCAGCUAAAUUACCCAUCAAAUACACGGGCGCUGUUAUCUUAGGAUCGAAUAUCAGUGGAACUUUUACAGCCAUAAUAAACUUUCUGGCUCAAAUAAUGGCGCCAAACGCGCGCACCGCCGCUAUAUAUUACUUUAUCACAGCUUUGUUCAUUCUCCUGGCUUGUUUUGAUACAUACUUUGCACUUCCAAUUAAUAGAUUUUAUAGAUAUCACGAGCUUCUUCAUCAGAAAGAAACUAACAAAAGACAACUAGAGAAUAAUUCAAGAGGAAAACAUAAACCACCUUAUUGGACAGUGUUCAAGGCAUGUUUCCCACAAUGCUUCAACACAUUUUUAAUUUUCUUCGUUACUUUAGCGCUCUUCCCAACUGUCCAAUCCGAUAUAAAGUCUUUGGAUGAGAAUUUUGUGGUUCCACCUGAAUAUUAUAGCAGUGUCAUGUGCUUUUUAACAUUCAAUAUCACUGCCAUGCUAGGAAGCUCGAUCGCAUCAUUAGUUCAAUGGCCAAGUAGAAAGUAUCUGAUUAUUCCAGUGGUUUUGCGACUUGCUUACAUACCAUUGUUCUUAUUGUGCAACUAUCAGCCAAUUAAGACGGAAAGAAUACUGCCAGUGCUUAUCAAGAAUGAUUGGGUAUUCUGGACUAUUGCCAUUACUAUGGGCCUUAGUAGCGGCUAUCUAUCAUCACUAUCGAUGAUGUAUUGUCCUAGAAUGGUAGAUUCGCAGUACGCCUCGACGGCCGGCAUGUUUGGCGCGGCAUCUUUGAUCACUGGACUUUUUACGGGAAUUCUGUUUUCAAUGGUGAUGCCUUUUAUCGUAGCCAACGUGACAUUUUGAUUAUUUUAAAGAUAAGAUUUAACAUUACGAUAUGCUUAUAUUAACUCAGGAGCGAGGAAACAGAUUGAAAAUUUAGAGUGCACAAUCUAUCUCCUAUAAUUAUAUAUUUAAAUAAUGUAAAAUAACAAUUUAAAAAUUUGAAGAAUUAAUGUGUCGAAGAAAAAACAUUAUUCCUAAAAACAAGUCAAGAAAAGGAAUAACAUUUUAGAAACGGAAGCUACUUUCUUCGACACGAAUAAGAGAAAUGUUUUAAAAAGAAUGCUUGUUUGCUUAUACAUACGUUAAACAUAUACAUAUCUAAUCUUACAAUUCUUUAACCCUGUGUUAGUCGCAAUAUCCAGUAUAUACAGUUCGGACUACAAUGCGUCGUCGUUGCCAUUGAGCAACAAAUCCGAACUUGUUCUUCUAGGUAUUCAGUCAAUUUAUUCUUCACUGUUUCGUGUAUUUCAAUGUUAAAUUUAUUAGCAAAGUGCAAAUAAAAGAAAAAUUGUUUUAAAAAAAUAGAAGAAAAUUAGUGUAUCUAUGAUGUAUAUAGCGACCAUUCAUAAAAAAUGAUGCGCCAAACACAGGGUUAAAUAAUUAACUAGAAGGACAAGCUUUUAAUUAAAUAAAAGCCGUUUGAAGUGCGUGUUUUUUAUAAACGUGUGGCUUGAAGUUUCUAUUGAUUAAUAAUUUUUAAAGUCCCAUUGAUAGGAAAAAAAAUAGAUACAAAAAUAAAUUAAGAUCACGUAAAGUGCAUUAAUGACACAGUACGAUUGUCUCAUAACAGAUUUAUAUAUGAAAUACCGGAAUCCAUGGUUUUAUGAGAAUUAUAGAGAUAUUAAACUCUACUAUAUUACUACUGCCCCACAUUAUUAAAACUGGACCAAUAAGCCUUAUUAAGAAAAAGAAGCUGCGAUGCUCCAGUUUCCGUAUUGUUAAAAUAGAAAUCGCUAAAGCAUUAAAUUUAUCAGGAAGAUCAUAUAUUUAAAUCUGUAUAAUUCGUUACGCGUUUAAAGCUAAACAUAGCUAACUUUUAUUUACUACGAUCAAAUUUAACCCUAGAACGGUAAACUUUUUUUCACUUUAAUGCACAGUGGUUUAUAAAUGUACUCUAUGUCUUCCUGAGCGUUCUGUAUUGAACAAAUAAACUAAAAUCAAUAUUGUGCUACAUGAA